UCUCUUCGGAAAUUUCUUUCCAUCGCUUACACAAAACUCUACGCAUUCGCAGCUCUACUCAAACUUUUAUUUGAUUGUCUUUUGUUCUCCCAACCCCAGCUCCUUAGACUCGUAUAUAUAUCGUUGUAUCAAAGUGCAAGAUUCGGACUGUGGAGUGUCAAUGUUGCGAAGCCUGAUCCCUUAGAAGGAUUCAUGUAUGCUGGUCUAUUCGUUUGUCAUUGGAUGCACCUUUCGUCUCUCAUAUUUCCCCAGUAUUUCCAGCGCGCGUUUGAACGUCGGAUGCGCAUCCGAUCCGGUCUGGUAGAUGUUUUAUAUCAACAGGCGUUGGUUCUAUCGAAUGACGAACUUGAUCGUUUUUCUGGUGAUUUGGUAAAUUUGAUGUCUGUCGACGCGACUCGACUGCAGAUAGAUAGAUAG
Molecule: messenger RNA, 417 nt
Organism: Lentinula edodes (shiitake mushroom)
Lineage: Eukaryota; Fungi; Basidiomycota; Agaricomycetes; Agaricales; Omphalotaceae
Exons: 3
Biological process (GO): transmembrane transport
Cellular component (GO): membrane
Molecular function (GO): ATPase-coupled transmembrane transporter activity; ATP binding
Source: RefSeq, a predicted model, not a curated record